UGCUCCUCCCACCUUUUCAGCUUCAUGGAACUUCUCCCAUCCACUUGUGCCUUUCAUAUGAAACUCUAGUUGCCUGGUCUUUAACUCUUUAUCGGAAAAUCAGAGAAGAAAUCUUGUAUCGCUUCAAGUGCAUCUACCAUCGUAGCUUCCGCCGCCUUUCUAAUGGCCACCCUAGCUUGCACUGCGUUUUCUAAUGGCCUACGAAGAACCAACCCAUUUUGCGCAUUGCUGACUUUGGCGCUCUUCCUUGCCUGUGGAAGUUGCUAAGCAAGAAGGUCAAGGAAAUGAAGGUCUGGAGGACUAUAGCAAGUAUUACUAAGUGGAACAAUAGGCGGAUAAAGGCUCAGAUCGAGAACACCAAAUUCACAGUUUCCUUACUCUGUGUUGCGUGAAUGGAGGUAAUGGACAUCUCAUGUUGCGAAAGGAUGCAUAGAUGAGUAAAUGACUAUCCAAUAUCUUGCUUUUUCAUACCUGCGAUGGUGGUUUGGGAAACUUUGAACAUUAACCUUCUCUUUGCUUGCUUGGUCGUACUGAUUGUAAAUGUAUCUCAUUGAUUAUCUUAUGAUUGAGCUUUUAGAAUGCUUGAUGUUAUAUCAUCGUAAGUUGCAAGAUAAAAAGAUGGAAGUAAAAGAAAAGCUUGACAAGUAUUCCGAACAGAAGCUGUUGACAUUCUGCAUUGAACUAAAUAUACCUGUUCACCACUAUACAGCAAGGAAGGCGAGUUCAUAUCUUUUGCUGCAUGUUAGGUCUUUUUUAUUUGACUCAAGUAGUUCUUUCUUAAAUUAGUCAGCUGUAAUUUAUCUUAUGAGUGAAUUACAUAUCAAAAAGAGAAAGGGUCUUAAGAGUGAAGGCAUUGUUUUAAUCCUCAACUUGGCACUUCAUACUACGUGGAGAUUUGGCAUUUGUAUAUAAUCUUCCUUCCAAGUAUCUUAACUAAUUAAGAGUUCAUAUGCAUUAGGAGGACAUAGUGCCAAAGUUGAUGGACUUUUUGGAAGCUCGUCAUGGUACGACUGUUGAGUUGCUUGCUGAGAAGGAACAGUCAAGUAAAGGAAAGAAGCGCAGAAGAGAGAGCACAAAAAAUCCCUCAUCAGCAUCUGUUAGUUCGAAAGGUUCAGCCAAUGAGCCAAAAGAAGACCGAAACGGCAUCAGAAAAGGCUGCGAAGAAGAAUAAUGUAAAUGAGUCAGAAGAUGAAUCUGAGCAGGAAAAAGAUGCCGAUGAGGAGGAACCUGAAGAGGAAUCAACUAGCGGUGUUCCUGAUAAAUUGAGUCCAAGUGACUCUGAAUUUUGUAGUGCUUUCUCUGUUUCUUUUUAUCUUCUGGGGAUCUCAUCAUUCGAUGUGUUCUUCUCUAUAAUCCUUUUUGCUACACUAUUACGCCAUUGCAUAUUCGAGUUUUCAUAUAUCCAGAGUGGCAAGCGGUUUGGAACAGAUCUCACUCCCAGAAAAUCGCAUAUACGCAUUAUGAUCGGGUAUCAGCUUAUUCAGGUAGGUGCUGAGGAUGAUGAUAAUGAAGACUAAAUAAAACUUCAGCCUCAAAAGGGGACUGUCAUGUUCAGUGGGUAACUAGCAAUCACAAUGAUGAAAUCAGCCUCAUGACAAUGUACACGCUCGUGAUACGAUUGUUUGAUAAUAUCAUUGUGAUUUGCGAGUUUUAAACAAGUGUUGGUUGCUUUCAAUGUUCCCACUUUGCUUUUGCUCUGUUUUGCUCUUCCAUUUGUAAAUAGUGGAUCUCUUCUUGUAACUUGGCAUGUGCUGUUGCUGAAUGGCGGUGCCCAAAAUUAGCAUGCACACGCCAUUGUAAUAGAUGAUACCUCUUUAAACAUUU
Messenger RNA from Nicotiana tabacum (common tobacco), 1824 nucleotides. The record is from RefSeq and is a predicted model, not a curated record. Lineage: Eukaryota; Viridiplantae; Streptophyta; Magnoliopsida; Solanales; Solanaceae.